Molecule: messenger RNA, 3226 nt
Organism: Musa acuminata AAA Group (dessert banana)
Lineage: Eukaryota; Viridiplantae; Streptophyta; Magnoliopsida; Zingiberales; Musaceae
Product: NAC domain-containing protein 14-like
Exons: 7
Coding region: 259-2346 (695 amino acids)
Biological process (GO): regulation of DNA-templated transcription
Molecular function (GO): DNA binding
Source: RefSeq, a predicted model, not a curated record
ACGGUCUUCUCUUUGUCUUCCGCGAGAAGCUUCCCCCUCUUGUGUUUUCUUAUCCUUCUUCUUCAUUAAGCCCCAAAGCCACAAAGCUUGUUGUGGACAUGUUCUUAUAGCGAUCGAAUGCUUCGGAAUCCUUAUAGGGUUCUUGAUAUUUCCGAUUGACGUCACUUCUGGGUGGAUUUAGUUGUGGUAGAGAGCAGGUGGGGAUUUGGACGGCUCGAGGUAGGGUUCCGUAGCUUCGACUUGUGGUGGUGGUAGCCGAUGAUUCGCCCGGGGAAGCUGCCGGUGGGGUUCCGUUUCCACCCCACGGAUGAGGAGCUCGUCAGCCACUACCUCAGGGGUAAGAACACUGGCCGGAUCAAGCCCCACGACGAUGUCAUCCCCGAGAUCGACGUCUGCAAGUGCGAACCCUGGGAUCUCCCAGGUAAGUCCUUGAUCGAGUCGGACGAUCCCGAGUGGUUCUUCUUUGCGCCCAGGGACAGGAAGUACCCGAAUGGGCUCCGGUCCAAGCGGGCCACUGAGGCUGGGUACUGGAAGGCGACGGGGAAGGACCGCGUCAUCCGGUCCAAGGCCACCGCAGCCGCCGCCGCCGCCCCCAUCGGCAUGAAGAAGACCCUCGUCUUCCAUCGCGGCCGCGCUCCCAACGGCGUGCGCACCAACUGGAUCAUGCACGAGUACCGCACCACCGAGCCGGAAUUCGAGGCCGGUGAUCAGGGUGGUUAUGUUCUUUAUCGCUUAUUUAAGAAACCGGAAGAAAACUGUUCAAGCUCCAAUAUUGAUGAAAUGGAGCCAGGUGGUUUCUCUCCGACUAUAAAUAAAUACUCCCCGGAUGAUACCAAAUACUUUCCAGAUGAUACCCAACGGGAAACAUAUGCUACGGAAGAAAUUGGAACUCCACGGAACCAUGGAUCUCCAAAAUCAGAUGUACCAGAAGAAUCUGAAUCGUUAGCUGAUCCUGUUGAAAAGCAACCAGAUGCUAGCAAUAAACGUCUUGCUGAUAUGCCUGAUCAUUCAACAAAUUACUCCGCACAUCCUGAUGAGCGUUGCUGCUAUUUGGCUCUACAUGAUCAAGAGGCUGAAGACGGACAGAAGUUUGACAAUCUGCAAGAUGUUCUGGACCAGUUAUGCGACCCAGGGUGCCAGCCAAUAGACUAUGAUAAUUUUCCAAACAUCAGUUCUCCGAUGUUGCCUUACACAGACUAUCCUUUUUUUGGUGAUAUCAAUAAUGAAUUAUUUCCUGUUGAUAAUGCUGAACAAGAUUCUCUGAAUGAUUACUUGAAAGCAGAGCUCAACAGAGAACGGUGUUCAUUAAUACAGAGUGCGGCAAGUAUGCAAUCUUCGGAUUGGUUAUGUGGAACGUCUAAUCAGUCUACUAAUCCGGUGCCUCAGUUGAACACCGAAAAUGCAAGUCUGCCUCCUUAUCACGGCACUGCAGGAGUCUAUUCAGUUGUGCCUACUUCACAAUCCUUGCAAGGUUUGUUUAAUAGCAUGGAGAACACAAGCAACCAGGAGACUGUUGCUGGAGAUGGUAAUAACUUUGAGGAGAUUGGAAUCGAGAUCAGAUCUCGUGGGCUCCAGCUACUUCCAAAUCCAGAUGAUGUAUCUACAACUCAGGGAACUGCAGCAAGAAGGAUUCAUUUGCAAAGUUUAGUCGCAAACAUGCCUUUGCCUAGUUUUGAUGGUGAAUUUAACAUCAGUAAAUGCAAUCACAAAAACAGGGAGGCAACAUUAAAGGAAUUGCAGGUAUUAUGUUCUGAUAGCAGAAAAGAAUCGGAUUUGGAGAAACAUAAAAUGCACAACGUGGGGAGAGGUACCAAUAUUGGCACUCGGCAAGCACACCACCCUCCAAUUGCAAACGAAUCUGCAAAAAUGGGUACAGCGGCAAGAGGAAUCCGUUUGCGACGCGGAUGCAAAGUUAAGUUACUUUUCAGUACGAAACAUAAAUCAAGCAGUUGCGAAAGCCACAAACACAUGGUGGCAAUUAUGAAGGCAGUUGUGCAUGCAAUUAACGUCACGGCUGAAGUUAGGAAGAUUCUAGGGUCCACUCUUCUGGACAAACUUGACAAGUUAUUAGUUCAUGAUAGAGCACCACCGUACUCUUCAGAUGCCUAUGAACUUUCUAAACCUGUGUUGAGGAAGAGAACAAAACCGACGAUUGGCCACGAGAAUACGUCUAAAGGCUUCCCUGCUUGGCCAAAGCCACCAAGAGGCCACCCCGUUGAUCGGUAUGUGACUUGGUUGAUUCUUUUGGUGGUCCUUCUGCCUUUAUGUCUCGGGAUAAUUCUUUUGGUGGUCCUUUUGCCUUUAUGUCUCGGGAUACAAUGGAGCAUGAUCCGUCUAAGUAUUUGAUAUCUUAUGGUCCUGUAUAUGAUCACUUCCACAAGGCUUCUUUCUUCUUGAUAGGUUAAGUGGGUAUGCAUGUACUCAGAAGUAGGGGUUUCAGAUGCUUUGUACUUGUGCCGUCACUCCCUUCUCGCUCUUGUACAUCUCACUCCCGUGGCCCGUCUACGUCGGCCACUUCGUCGACCACAUCAAGCUUGCCGUCUCCAUGGCGCUCUUCUACCUUGGCCUCAGCUCCUCCUGCGAGGACUACUUCGUCUACCCGCUGCAGCUCGCCGUCUCCAUGGCCCUCUUCUACCUCGGCCUCAGCUCUUCCUACGAGGACUACUUCUUCCCGCUGCAGCUCGCCGACCUGCCCUCCUCCCUGCCUCUUCUAUUAACCCCGCCUUCCGUCAUCAAGGCCAGACUCCCCGUCGUGAGGUUCUCCAGCCUCGGGACGAGCUCUCUCCAAGGAGGAGACGACGCCAUCUGCGCGGUGUGCCUGGGGCGCCUGGAAGCGAGGCACGAGGUCAGGGAGCUCGGCAACUGCCCUCACGUCUUCCACAAGAGGUGCAUCGAUAAGUGGGUGGACAUCGGGCAGGUCACCUGCCCACUGUGCCGAGCUCAGCUGCUGCCCAUGGGAAGGGACGAGGAGGAUCGAUGGAUUGGCUGCUGAUCCCUCAGCAUCAUGAAGCACCUUCCGGACGUGGAAAUUCGACUCACCGGUGAAGCUAUUAUUUGCUCUCUACUUGGCUGUUCAAAUAAUGGUGUAAUUAAUUGUACAUGGAAAGAAAACAUCUAUUCGAUCGGAUGCUUUCUGACUGUGUAGUAAAGGAAAAAAAAAAAAAAAAGGUUGAUAAUAGUCGGAUUGACGAAAGGCAGUAAGUAACAAAGAGAUGUUGGUGGUUAA